This is a messenger RNA of Pongo pygmaeus (Bornean orangutan), 270 nucleotides long. RefSeq lists its product as uncharacterized. The transcript is spliced from 2 exons. Bases 1 to 270 code for a protein of 89 amino acids. The record is from RefSeq and is a predicted model, not a curated record. Lineage: Eukaryota; Metazoa; Chordata; Mammalia; Primates; Hominidae.
AUGCCAACCAGCGAGACCUCUUGGUGGGCAGGUGCUUACUUGUGCUCCUCCUGUGCUUGGACAUCAGACUCCACGUUCUUCAGCCUUUGGGCUCUGGGACUUGCACCAGCAGCUUCCCAAGGGCUCUCAGGCCUUAAGCCACAGACCGGCGACUGUACUGUCAGCUUCCCUGGUUUUGAGGCUUUUGGACUUGGACUGAGCCACUACUGGCGUCUCUCUUUCCCAGCUUGCAGACAGUCUGUCAUGGGACUUUGCCUUGUAAUUGUGUGA